AUAAUUUUAAAAUAAUACUUUAGUGAAGUUUAAUUUAUUGGCUGUGAGUUUCCAAAAUGAAACUAAUUGGAUUUAUUCUGAAUUUGGCAGCCCUAACAGCUGCCGUCUUGGGCAAUCAUCACGAGAGCCUGUCCCUGAGCCCGGCGGAGCACAGCGUGGUGCGCUACACAAAUGAAUCGCUCAUCGUCCUGUGCCGGAGCCCCAACCCGGAUGCGAGACUGCAUUGGAAAUCGCCGAAAGGCGAAAUUAUACGCGAGCACAAAGGACGCAUUCACAUUGAACAAACAUCGCCAGAACAAUUGAAAAUCGUUUUCGCCCACAUCCUUCUGGCCGACAAGGGCAAUUGGACCUGCGAAGCUGCUGAGGGCGGUCUGCAUAGUAAAUCCUUCGAUUUGAUUGUAUAUCAGAAAAUUACGUUCACGGAAAAUGCCACCGUGAUGACCGUUAAGGAGGGCGACAAGGCCACCAUCCUGUGCGAGGUGAAGGGCGAGCCCCAACCGAAUGUCACCUGGCAUUUCAACGGACAGCCCAUCAGUGCGGAAGCGGCAGAUGGCUCCAAGUUCCGCAUCCUGGCCGAUGGUUUGCUCAUCAACAAGGUAACACAGAGUGACACCGGCGAGUACGCGUGCCGGGCAUACCAAGUCAACUCGAUUGCUUCUGAUAUGCAGGAGCGAACCGUUUUGAUGAAAAUCGAACACAAACCAUUCUGGACGCACAAACAGUUUGUUAGCCUGCAGUAUGCCUACAUCAACGGCACCGCCACCAUAAUGUGUGAGGCCCAAGCCGAACCACCUGCCACUUUCACCUGGCACCGGAAACAAAAGCGCCUGCACAGCAACGAGAAGCUGUACACCAUUGAAACGGACAGCUACUGGUCUCGUCUGACCGUCCACGUAGUGAAUGCCAGCGUCUUUGACAACUACAGGUGCCGAGCCGCCAAUCACCUGGGCAGCAUCGAGCGGACUAAGCGACUGGAACAGGGCGAAAAGCCUCCCUCGCCGGUCACCUUCCAGCUGCGUGGAUUUAACUCCAACACCUUUGACGUAGAUGUGAGUGCACCACGGGGGCAAGAAGUGCGAGGACCCAUGGAGGUCAACGGCUUUCGCAUCGAGUACAUGUCCGAAUUGGAGUUUAAGUCCGAUGCCGGCAAGUGGACCAACGCUAAGCGCAAAGAUUUUCCAUUCGAAGAGGGAGCAACUUUCCUUAUAACGAAUCUGGAGCCAGACACAGUCUACCUGAUGAGAGCUGCCUCCAGAAAUCUGGCGGGAUUCAGUGACUUUACCAAGGUGGAGAAGUACAAGACCCUCUCCUUAGAGCCGCGAUCCGCCUCGGAAAUAGUCCAGCCUACUGCCCUGCUAAUGAUGCUUACCUUUGGCUCCUUGCUGAGGCUGUCGUUUGGAUGAAUCUCUAUCUAAUGGCGGAUGAUAUAACUUAGUGGAUCGCAGACCCCUCACCCCAUGUGCUUUGUACAGCUUUAAGCCGUGUCUGAUUUGCUUAAGGAUUUUGAUUUAACACUUAUGUUCAGUCCUUGGAUAUAACCUUAAAAGAAGUUAAAACUAAGCUUAGAUGUGUUAAUUUUUAGCUUUUAAUGUUUGAAUUUCGACUGGGAGAUGAAAUUUUAUUUUAAAAGCGUAUAGAAAUAUUUAUAUAUAAAGAAAAUCCUCAUAGCAGUUAAA
Drosophila bipectinata is the source of this 1676-nucleotide messenger RNA. It is a transcript of the gene fipi, whose product is annotated as factor of interpulse interval. Gene Ontology annotation, molecular function: protein binding. Gene Ontology annotation, cellular component: neuron projection. The record is from RefSeq and is a predicted model, not a curated record. NCBI's taxonomy places the organism in Eukaryota, Metazoa, Arthropoda, Insecta, Diptera, Drosophilidae.